Dryobates pubescens (Downy woodpecker) is the source of this 1130-nucleotide messenger RNA. It is a transcript of the gene HMGA1, whose product is annotated as high mobility group AT-hook 1. The transcript is spliced from 5 exons. The record is from RefSeq and is a predicted model, not a curated record. Gene Ontology annotation, molecular function: DNA binding; transcription coregulator activity. NCBI's taxonomy places the organism in Eukaryota, Metazoa, Chordata, Aves, Piciformes, Picidae. Gene Ontology annotation, cellular component: chromatin; nucleus. Gene Ontology annotation, biological process: regulation of DNA-templated transcription. Bases 98 to 388 code for a protein of 96 amino acids.
GGGUGAUGCAAAGACCUCGAAGCCUGGGGAGGGAGCCGGGCUGCCGCCGGAUGCGGUAGGCACCCCCCAGUGCCUGGGGGUCGCGAGCUGAAGGACAAUGAGUGAAUCUGGAGCCAAGUCCAGCCAGCCCCUGGCCUCCAAGGGGGAGAAGGACGUGGCGGAGAAGAGGGGCCGGGGGCGGCCCAGGAAGAAGCCACAGCAGGAGCCCAGCGAGGCACCGACCCCCAAGAGACCCCGCGGCCGGCCCAAGGGCAGCAAAAACAAGGCCAGCACAAAGGGCAGGAAAGCUGCAGUCACGCCGGGGAGAAAACCUCGAGGCCGACCCAAAAAGACGCAGGACGAGGAGGAGGUGAACAUUUCCCAGGAGUCAUCGGAGGAGGAGCAGUGAAGGCUCCGGACCGGCGCUACCUCACCGCCCGCCGGCCCCGCAGCCGGGGGAGGGGGAUGGGGAGAGACCCUCUGCACCGCCCUGGCUUUUUCCUCCUCCUUCCUCCGCUCCUUCCUCACCCUCAGACAAUGGCAGCACUGGAAAACAGCCCGACCUGGGCAGCCCCCGCAGCCCCCCACCCAGGGAUUGUGGGGGGACACCCGCCCCAGCCCCCCCCUCACCCCAGCCCUGGGCUCUGGGGCAGCCCCACUGGCAAGGGGGCGCCUGGCAGAGAGCUGGGGCCAGGACCCCCCCACCUUUUGCUGUCCCUCUCCCCUCAGUGCAGUGACCUCACCCAUCCAAAGUGGGUGCUGGAUGCCCCCCUGAGCACCAGGCUUUGCCCUGGGGGCCUCUACAGGGACGAGAUGGGGUGGGGGCAGUGAAGGUGAGACCCCCCCCAAACGCAUUAGACCUUUGCUCUGCCCUGCUGCUCCCCUGGGCUUGCCCCCUCCUCAUGCCCCCUCCAAGCCCUGGGUGACUGCAGUGUGUGGGAGAGCAGCUCCCGGGCGCUGCCAGGGCUUGGUGCCCGCCCCUGGGAGUACCUUGUCCCUGGGGGUGGCCCGGGGCAGCCCCUCCCUCCCAGGCUCUGGUUCUGUAUUAUUUGGUUUGGGUUUUUUAGUACUUUUUUGGGUUGGUUUCCUUUCAUUCACAACUACCUCUGGAUAUUUAAGUUCCACUCUGCACCUGCAGAUGUGCUGCUGGC